AUGGCAUUUGGGACUUCUAAGAACAUGAACAGCCCCAAGCUACAAAUCAAGAUGAGCUCGUGGACACCUCUGAGCAACCCAGCCAUGAACGAGCAGGUAUUUGAAGAAAGAAGAGCCCUGUUCAGAAAAUGGUUUAUCAAGUGGACAGACGCUCAGAGACAGAAGAUCCUGGUGGAUCAGUUGGAGCUCUGCUCCCUGUCCCUGAAGAGAUUCUGUGCCCAGAAGCUACAAGAUCGAAUUCCUAUCGAAGCUCUAGAUUUUACCGUGAAGCUUCCUAGAGUUCUGUCCCUGUACAUCUUCUCCUUUCUGGACCCACGGAGUCUCUGUCGAUGUGCGCAGGUGAGCUGGCACUGGAAGAACCUGUCUGAACUGGAUCAGCUCUGGAUGAAGAAAUGCUUGCAUUUUGGUUGGUACAUCAACUUCAUUCCAACCCCCUUUGAGCAAGGAAUCUGGAAGAGACAUUACAUUGAAAUGGUGAAAGAGCUGCGUGUUACAAGACCAAAGACUGCUUCGAAGGAUGAGUCCAUAGUUCCUGAAGUGCAGAAAGUGAGAAGUAACACUCCAGAAGGAAAACGUUCUGCACCAGAAAAGAAGACUAGAAAGAAGAAAAAAGAAAUUCCACCCUGGCGUUCACCGGACAAGUGCCCAACAGACAUCAUGCGAUUCAACUGCCUGAACAACUACGAUCCCAUCGAACAGGCCAGGCAGGCGAGAAAGAAAGGAGGAGGGGAGACCCCAGACCUUAGCCAGCAAGCAGCUGGGAAAAAAAAGAAAGCAGUUUGUGGAUCUAGGAAACUCCAGAAAUCAACAUCACUGCUAUCACUUACUGAAGACCUUGGGUCGACUCAAAAACCAUCAGCUCGCCCCAGCUGGGCCACUUCGCAGCCCAUUGGGAACCUACCUUACAGAGAAGCAGCAAAGACCCUCGCCCAGAGCUCCCAGUUCAAUGCUGGGAUACGACCUGCACCUGUUCGAGCUCCAGUGCCAAAACCACGUGCCAGAGAAAAGAAAGACUUCACAGAGACGACCGCCACAUGUCCAUGUCAGUAUGCUGCGUCCUCCCCGCAAUGUGAGGCUCAGCCUGGGCUCAUUCCUCCAUCAGAUAACGAUCUGGUACAGGCUAAGGAAGGAUCUGAAGCAUCUGUCUCAGUGGAACAGAAGCUUACCUGCCUGGAUGGGGGAGACAACAGCAGCGUUGCCUGA
Centrocercus urophasianus (Greater sage-grouse) is the source of this 1203-nucleotide messenger RNA. RefSeq names its product F-box protein 16 (gene FBXO16). NCBI's taxonomy places the organism in Eukaryota, Metazoa, Chordata, Aves, Galliformes, Phasianidae. The record is from RefSeq and is a predicted model, not a curated record. Gene Ontology annotation, molecular function: protein binding. The coding region runs from base 1 to 1203 and encodes 400 amino acids. The transcript has 8 exons.